UUGAGUUCAGUGUUGGGUCUUAAAUUCUUGUGUAGUUGUGUUGGAUUGGUUUUCUUUGUGGAUUAUUAAAAUCUGUUGGAACAUCAUCUUCAUCGUCGUGUGUUUGAUUACCAAACAAACUCGUGACAGACGACCCGACCUAAAGGAAGUAAACAAGUAGUGGCGUGCCUAAAUCUCGUUUUAUUUUCCGUUUGUCAGUGUUUUGUUUAUUUUUGUUUAUGAAUCACUUUGCCGCCAUUAACCUGCUCUGCCUUGAGCGUGGAUGAAUUCCUGGGUCUCACACAUCAGACCACCUUCCCGGAUGACUGCUUUUGCUCAUUCCUGCACGCUGGCCGGAAAAAGUGACUGAGCAUGCCAUCACCCUGGAGCCUGAGCCAAUUGAAGCAUCUGACCAGGUGUGUGAGCCGGCAACACCGCACAUGCCGGAGGGAGUAGUAGUGGAGUACGAGGGAAUGGAAAGAAGCCCUGCCCACACUCCCACCACUGAGGUCCAGCCCUGACCCUCCCGAAUCUCCUGAGCCCCCUGUGUUCCCUCCCAACUUCCCUCUGCCGCCUCCCUAUAUAUCUGCAGUUCUGCUGUCAUGUCUCCGCUGGUUUCUGUAAGCCCCUCAGCUCAACCUCAGACAGUACCAUCCUGGAGCCUUGUCUUGCCUCAGGGGUUCCAGUCUCCAUCUCUGCCUUGGCUUGAAGAUCCACUGUCUCCACCUUCAGCCUCCGAGUCCUGGACUCCACCUCGGCCCUUCGACCCAGUGGCUCCACCUUGGCUCCAAGCACCCUCAUCUCCACCGUGGCCCGUCAUCCCACUGGCUCCACCGGGCUACCUCGUCCCUCCAGCUCCGCCUUGGUCAGUCGUUGACCCUUCAUCUAUAUGGAAUUCCACUCCUCCGGCUUCACCUCAUCCCUCCAUCCCUCUGGCUCCGUCUGGCUCAUCCUUCCCUCCAGCUCCUCCUUGGUCCUCAGUUGCUCUGGCUCCACCGUGGUCUUCCGGAUCUCCGCCUCAGUCGCAGAAGCUGUUGACUCUUCCUUGGCCCUCCGGACCCACGGUGUCACCCUGGCUUUUCGGCUCUCCAUCUCCACCCUGGGCUCCUCCAUCGGCGUUGUCUCCAUCACCAUCAUGGCCUCCACCUUGGCUCCUCCCUCCAUCGACUCCGCUGUGGGCCUCAGCCCUGGCUGGACUCUAGAGUGCCACCUGGCUCCUCCUGCUCAAGGGUCCUCCCUGGUCAUCUCCUUUACUGGCACCUCUUUUGUUUGUCAUCCUCCUCCCGGUUGUCUGUCCUCCUCCAGAACCUCCUCCUGCAUCACUCUGCCUGUGUGUCAUUCCUCCUGCUCGCCGCCUCAUGAACUCUGUUUGUGUUUUGUUUGCCGCUCCUUUUUUAGUUAUAGUUAUUCAUUUGAUUUCAUCUUCAGGUGUGUGUCUUUUAUCUUCACUAUAUAAGUUCAGUUCAGUUUGAGUUCAG
Sinocyclocheilus rhinocerous is the source of this 1457-nucleotide messenger RNA. RefSeq names its product vegetative cell wall protein gp1-like. The coding region runs from base 582 to 1181 and encodes 199 amino acids. The transcript is spliced from 2 exons. NCBI's taxonomy places the organism in Eukaryota, Metazoa, Chordata, Actinopteri, Cypriniformes, Cyprinidae. The record is from RefSeq and is a predicted model, not a curated record.